Acanthocheilonema viteae is the source of this 1197-nucleotide messenger RNA. The record is from the annotation of a GenBank genome assembly. Lineage: Eukaryota; Metazoa; Nematoda; Chromadorea; Rhabditida; Onchocercidae.
AUGAGAUGUAUAGGAUUGAAUGUUCAUAAAGUGCUAAUCAGCGCCAGUACUGUAUCAUUACCAGAAGAUCAUCCGGAAGAAGAGGAAGAGUGUAAUAUCUCACGUGAUCAAAAGUAUAGGAUCGAUGAAUACGCAAGCUUACAACAAUUAGAUUGUGGAUCGGUAAAACCGGAAAUAUUGCGACGUGUACGACCAAAUUUUGCUGAUGACGUAUACGGCUCAAACGUCUUGAAACUUAAUAACGAACAUAUAGAGCGCGUGGAAAAUGAUACUGUAGAAAAUCGAACGGACAUUUGCGAAUCAGCGCUUGCACAGAGACGUUCGGCACAAUUGCCGAAACUCAAAAAAAUAUCAAGCAAACCAAGACCAUUAAGCAAUGAUUUUUCGACGCGAAAUGAAAUGAAUGAUUUUGAAUUUGUUUACUCCGAUUGUGAUACACAUGCAGCAGAACUGGCUGAGCUGUACACCUAUAGCGAAUUAGAAGAUUGGGCACUGAACAUGCAUGCUUACCGUGAUUUUGUAGAAUCUAAAAAGUUCGAUUAUAAAUGGUCAAAGCUUACGGAAAAUCAGCAAAAGAAUGUUCUGUUGAAUUUGCUGGAAGAGUUGGAACGAGUCGAACCAAGCAUACGAUUAAAUGCUGCACGAUCCAUACUUUAUAUAUUGCAGGGUGCUUAUAUGGAUUUUGUCGAUGACAGAGAUAUCACUAUUGAUGGCGCCUUCAAGGGUAAUAAUGAAAGAGAAGCUGACAAUGAUUUAGGAAUACGGUACUGCAAAGAAAAGUGUCUAGCAGAGGGAGUUUUCAAUGCCUAUAAAGUAUAUGAAGCUGGAGCUUAUCAGGCGUUAUGUAAGCUGCUUUUGACUGAAAUCCGUGAUAUUUGGGAUGGUGGACCAGUUGGAGCUCAGUCUAGUCGUUCAUCUUCGGUAUCAAACAGCCGCUCAGCAUCCAACGCUGAUCUUUCAGAGAGUGUUGUGGAAAGGAGGAGUAAUCGGCGAAGUGCUACGAUGGCUGAUAACGAAGCAUUGCGUGUAGCAUUAAGUGCAUUAUAUCAUAUGGUCGAGUCAAUACGACGAUUAGAUUUAUUUGAACUCGUUGUUCCCGUAGAUAAGAAAUCUCGAUACGCUGCACUAAGAAAAGAUUUUAUUGUAGAAAUUGGUCAGUUUGCUAUGAUUUUUUUAAGAAGUGAUCGAGGGCGCUGA